CUUCAGAGCCCAAGUCAACAACUCAUUUUUUAGUAAUUUACUACUAUUUACCUGACGAAACCCUCCCAUUCAUUGCGGAGAAUGGCGUCUACAGAAUAUGCCGCGAGGCCUCUUUUUCCCUCAUCCAACCUGCCUACAGCGAGUGUUGUAGUACAGUAUGACCUUGUGUGCAUCGGAUUUGGCCCAGCUCAACUGGCCACUGCCAUCGCAAACCAAGAAACGGAAACGCCGGCAAACAUCCUCUUUCUCGAAAGAAAACCAGCAUUCUCAUGGCACUCAGCUUCCCAUGUCCCGCGAGCGCGGAUGGUAUAUCCAUUCCUCUAUGAUCUGGCAACAACGAGGAACCCGAGAUCGAAAUUUACGUACGUAAAUUAUCUUCUCGCUCAGAACCGGCUCGUGGAAUUUGCAAACUCUGAUCAACUAAACCCAUUGAGAGAGGAGUUUGACGACUAUCUGCGAUGGUGUGCUGUCCAAUUCGAAGCACAGGUCAAAUAUCAAAAUGAAGCUGUUAGUGUGCGGCCAGAAAAGGAGAAUAAUAUCGUCAGGAGUUGGAUUGUAGCUGCCAAAGAUGAAAACGGAAGGAUUUAUGUGGUGAGGACGAAGCGCCUCAUGAUUCCCUCGCCUUCUUCCCUAAGAGAACCCGUAGUUGCUCGUCCUUUGUUAGAUGUUGACUUCUCUGCGGGCCAACGAAUCAUCUCGACGAAGGACUACAUGUCGAGUAGAGAGGCGUUACGGAGCGCUCAUAGUACGCCGCUUGACAUAUCAAUCAUUGGCUCAACCCAUCAUACCAUUGAGAUAUUGGACGACAUCUUGACCUGCCCGCGUCUCGGGAAUGUUACGGUCAUCACGGAUAGCACAUCUCUCGAGCCAUUGAAGGUUCUCAGUGUCGAACCGGCACCACCUCCGCCAAAGUUGUGUUCCAUCUGGGCUCGGCCAUUAUGUCAUAGAAACACUGAUAUUCUGGACUCCUCAGAACUCAUUCAACACAUCUAUGCAUCUGCAUACGAGAAACAGGUUACCAGCAAGGGCAAGUACCGACUGCGUAUAAUUGGAAUCGGCACAGCAAAGCCAGCAGCGCCAUCUUCCGUCAUCAUCUCAGAAAAUCCAGGCCUGAAGAAAUCGGAGAGUGGGCUAUUCCAUGGCAUUGACUCGCUUAUUGUCGGCUGUCGUCAGAAAGGAGAAUGCCUUGAGGAAGUGCAAUUCAAGCGAGGCGCUGUUGCUGAGAGCUGCAGAAUGUGGGUGAUGUCGACUAAUUCGGAGGGCGGGCGAUCCUUGCCGAGGGAUAUUGCUGCAAGAGCCGGCGAGGUGGUGAGCACCCUGAUAGUGGCCGAGGAGCAAGGAGAUACAGGAGUGGUACUGGUCAGUGCAAGGAUGUAAGGAUCCGAUGGGUGAAGAGGAGUC
Molecule: messenger RNA, 1401 nt
Organism: Lindgomyces ingoldianus
Lineage: Eukaryota; Fungi; Ascomycota; Dothideomycetes; Pleosporales; Lindgomycetaceae
Product: rhizobactin siderophore biosynthesis protein rhbE
Exons: 1
Coding region: 82-1377 (431 amino acids)
Biological process (GO): intracellular iron ion homeostasis
Source: RefSeq, a predicted model, not a curated record